Messenger RNA from Ostertagia ostertagi, 411 nucleotides. Lineage: Eukaryota; Metazoa; Nematoda; Chromadorea; Rhabditida; Trichostrongylidae. The record is from the annotation of a GenBank genome assembly.
AUGCUAGCGCUUGCCACGAUUACGUACUUGACGCUCCUCGUCACAUCUGGAUGGGCAUCCAUGUGCUCGGACGCCGAUGGAAUGAAUGAUGAACUAAGACAGGUUUUCGUUGACCAACACAAUAUGUAUCGCUCACAAAUUGCCAAAGGACAAGCCAAAAAUAAGCUCGGCGGUUACGCUCCAAAGGCGGCAAGGAUGCUGAAGAUGACUUAUGAUUGUGACGUUGAAGCAAACACGAUGCAGUAUGUCAAAAAAUGCGUUUUUGAGCACGCACGUUACUCAAGGCGUUCAACCGAUCGCGAUGGCAGCGGCCUUUGGACUCACGACAAUCCCGAAGAGAUCAGUGAGCAGAAGGUCGCUGCUGCCCAUGAUUCUCAAUCUUUCAGCAAUUGUUUUAAAUUUGAGAGUUGA